Notolabrus celidotus (New Zealand spotty) is the source of this 1793-nucleotide messenger RNA. RefSeq names its product protein THEM6. The transcript is spliced from 3 exons. NCBI's taxonomy places the organism in Eukaryota, Metazoa, Chordata, Actinopteri, Labriformes, Labridae. The coding region runs from base 138 to 746 and encodes 202 amino acids. The record is from RefSeq and is a predicted model, not a curated record.
UGAGCCUCGUAGAAGAAGAAGAACAGGCAGCUUCUCGUGAGGUCACAAACCCGGAAGUCAUGCCCGUCGUUCAUUCUACCGGUUACUUCUAAGUUAACCGCAUCUCAUGGUAGCGUUAUCCUCUGGACGCACAAGAGAUGCUGCUGCUGGUGCUGGGUGCCCUCCUCCUGCUCUUCUGCACUCUGGAUGUGUGGUACUUCCUACGUGGGGCCCAGGUGUUCGUAGAGGCAUGGUUCCAACCCCGGAUAUGGGACAUGCUUGCUGAGCAAACCAUUGAAGGCAUGGUCCUCCCCCAUGAUUUGGACUAUAUGGGCCACAUGAACAACUCCCGAUAUCUCAGGGAGUGUGACUUUGCGCGCUUUCACCAUUACAUGCGAAAUGGGCUGUUCAUGGCCUCACGCAAACUGGGGGCCAAGAUGGUGGUAGGGGCCUCCACUAUACGAUACCGGCGCUCCCUGGCUUUCCGAGAGGCCUUUGAGAUUCGGACCAAAGUAAUAGGAUGGGAUGAGAAGGCUUUUUACUUGGAGCAGCGCUUUGUGUCCAAGAGAGAUGGUUUCGUGUCUGCGGUCAUGCUCUGCAGGCAAAACGUGGUUAGCUGCAGCCCGGAGACAAUCAUUGAAUAUGUCUGCAAAAGGAAGAUCGAGUGCCCCGAGUUUCCCGAGGACCUCAAACACUGGAUCAGCUACAUCUCAGCCAGCAGCCAGGCCCUGAGAGCCGAGAGCGGCCUGGAAGAGAAGAACAAGUGAAGCCGCACCGUGACACCGUGUAUCAUGAGUGUAGACCCACAUAUCAUUUGCAUUGCACGCACACAUAGGAAUGAAAUACAUACUCACACACAAACAGUUACAACAUUGUAGAGAGUUUUUAGUUGACUUACCAGAUUCCAUUUAUCUCAGUCUUACCUGCUGUGUAUUUUUGUAUGACGUGAACAGAAAUACUGAACUUGGGACCGCUGGAUAUGAAAACUUGAACUUUGAGGUAUUCCAUUGUUUUGAAAUGCACAUACUAUACGCACUGGGAUCAUUUUGAAAGUUUUUCUCUCUGAAGAAAGUGAUACAAUAACCUAGUUUUAUCUGUGCAGCUUAUUCAGCACUUGACUGCGAACAGACUGGCUUUCAUUCUCAUUUAGCAAACCGAUCGACUUCUGAUCCGCAUGUAGAGCAAAAGUUAAUCCUUCACUGACAUCAAUGCAUGCCGAAAAACAAACAGAGGAAUAUUUUUGUGCCUGUUUACUUGAUUAGCCGUAGCUUCCACUUAGACUCUCAUGAAUUAUAACUUUCUAAGGAAAAAAAGUAGGCGUGUUGCAAUACUUGAAUGAAUAUCAUGAAUAUGUUCUGACUACUUUUUUGAUCUUCCCAUCAGCAUUUUGCACAAAGAAACCCACUGAAAUCCUAUCAACAAUCUGAAAGGGAUUAUUUGAUUUUAAGGGAUCCUUUUAUCAGUUCUUUUACUGACUCAAUGAUUCUUGCAUUUAAAAGGGAGGCUUCUGGAUUAGAUUUGCAUGUACUUUUUAGAGAAAGUCCUUGACUCCAGACAUGAGAGGAAAAUGCUAAUAAGAGGAAGCUGGAUACUGUUUUAAAUCUUCAACGCACAAUAAAUGCUAAUGCUAGGAAUGAUGUAAUAUGAAAGCCUUUUUGAUCUAGAACCUUCCCUUUGAUACUUUAAAGCUUUAGUUUAUGACCAAAGUAAUGUAUUGUUCUGUUUGAAGAUGGAAAAGAAAUCAACUCAUAAACAUGUGUCUUUCCUGUCAUGUGUGUUUGAAUGAUACUUACAUAAACAAUCCUGUUCAGUUA